This is a messenger RNA of Apodemus sylvaticus (European woodmouse), 204 nucleotides long. Its product is annotated as beta-defensin 9-like. Gene Ontology annotation, biological process: defense response to Gram-positive bacterium; defense response to Gram-negative bacterium; innate immune response in mucosa. The coding region runs from base 1 to 204 and encodes 67 amino acids. NCBI's taxonomy places the organism in Eukaryota, Metazoa, Chordata, Mammalia, Rodentia, Muridae. The record is from RefSeq and is a predicted model, not a curated record. Gene Ontology annotation, molecular function: CCR6 chemokine receptor binding. Gene Ontology annotation, cellular component: extracellular region. The transcript has 2 exons.
AUGCGGACUCUCUGCUCUCUGAUGCUGAUAUGCUGCCUCCUUUUCUCAUACACCACCCCAGCUGUUGGUGCUCUAAGUGAAAAAGAAAAAAUUGACUGGUGCCAGAAGAAGGGAGGGUACUGUUACUUUUAUUGUUUUUAUUCUCACAAAAAAAUUGGAAGCUGUUUCCCGUCGUGGCCCUACUGUUGCAAGCCCCUACAAUGA